Molecule: messenger RNA, 1650 nt
Organism: Raphanus sativus (radish)
Lineage: Eukaryota; Viridiplantae; Streptophyta; Magnoliopsida; Brassicales; Brassicaceae
Product: chaperonin CPN60, mitochondrial-like
Exons: 14
Coding region: 1-1413 (470 amino acids)
Biological process (GO): protein refolding
Cellular component (GO): mitochondrion; cytosol
Molecular function (GO): ATP-dependent protein folding chaperone; ATP binding
Source: RefSeq, a predicted model, not a curated record
AUGUACGAGUUGGGAACAACGUGUGCUACAGUUCUUACAAGAGCUAUCUUCGCAGAAGGCUGCAAAUCAGUCGCUGCAGGAAUGAAUGCGAUGGACCUAAGACGCGGUAUCAAACUGGCCGUUGACACAGUUGUGACGAACUUGAAGAGCCGAGCACGCAUGAUUAGCACUUCUGAGGAAAUUGCUCAAGUUGGAACCAUAUCAGCUAAUGGGGAUAGAGAAAUCGGUGAACUGAUUGCAAAGGCUAUGGAAAGUGUUGGCAAAGAGGGAGUGAUCACAAUCCAAGAUGGUAAGACCUUGUUUAACGAGCUGGAAGUUGUUGAGGGUAUGAAGAUUGACAGGGGGUACAUCUCCCCAUACUUCAUUACAAACCAGAAAAACCAAAAAUGUGAACUAGAAGAUCCUCUCAUUCUCAUCCACGAGAAGAAAAUCUCCAAUUUAAACUCUAUGGUGAAAGUCUUAGAGCUGGCCCUCAAGAGUCAAAGGUCGCUGCUUAUCGUUGCGGAGGAUUUGGAGAGUGAUGCUCUUGCCGUGCUAAUUCUCAACAAGCUCCGUGCUGGAAUCAAGGUCUGUGCUGUGAAGGCCCCUGGUUUUGGAGAAAACCGUAAGGCCAACAUGCAUGAUCUAGCUACCCUUACCGGAGCCCAGGUAAUAACAGAAGAGUUAGGUAUGAAUCUUGAGAAAAUUGACCUCAGUAUGCUUGGAAACUGCAAAAAGAUAACUGUAUCCAAAGACGACACUGUUUUCCUUGAUGGGGCUGGUGACAAGAAAUUAAUUGGGGAGCGAUGUGAACAGAUACGAUCAAUGGUUGAAGCGAGCGAGUCUGACUAUGACAAGGAGAAGCUACAAGAAAGGUUGGCUAAGCUUUCUGGUGGUGUUGCUGUACUCAAGAUCGGAGGAGCGAGUGAGUCAGAAGUUGGCGAAAAGAAGGAUAGAGUCACUGAUGCUCUAAAUGCCACCAAAGCAGCUGUUGAAGAGGGUAUCGUUCCUGGUGGUGGUGUUGCUCUUUUGUACGCGUCAAAAGAACUCGAGAAGCUUUCUACGGCUAACUUUGAUCAGAAAAUCGGUGUCCAAAUCAUCCAAAACGCUCUCAAGACACCUGUUUACACAAUUGCUUCCAACGCUGGAGUCGAGGGUGCAGUCGUUGUAGGCAAGCUUUUGGAAUCAGAUAAUCCUGACCUCGGUUACGAUGCUGCUAAAGGAGAAUACGUUGAUAUGGUCAAGUCUGGUAUCAUCGACCCUGUGAAAGUGAUCAGAACCGCAUUGGUUGAUGCUGCAAGUGUCUCGUCUUUGUUGACAACAACGGAAGCAGUUGUGACUGAGAUUCCAACGAAAGAGGAUGCGUCUCCAGCUAUGGGCGGUGGUGGCGGCGGCAUGGGUGGUAUGGGCGGUAUGGGAGGAAUGGGUUUCUGAUGAGAGAACAAGUUUUACUUUGGAGAUCGUUGUGAGAUGAUGAUAAGGUUGCUUCAUCCACUAUACACUAAUGGAUCCUCCUUUUUUCUGUCAUGAUUGGAAUAGAGAUAGACCAUAAGAUUUUUCCUUUCUGGAUUUCAUUCACAAUCAAUCUAUAAAAUAUCUAAAUUCUUUGGUCAUACAAGUCUUUUUGUGUUAUCUUGGAAAAUUAUAUAGAAUACUACAGUUCAGGAAAUA